Molecule: messenger RNA, 2911 nt
Organism: Ooceraea biroi (clonal raider ant)
Lineage: Eukaryota; Metazoa; Arthropoda; Insecta; Hymenoptera; Formicidae
Product: polypeptide N-acetylgalactosaminyltransferase 1
Biological process (GO): protein O-linked glycosylation
Cellular component (GO): Golgi apparatus
Molecular function (GO): polypeptide N-acetylgalactosaminyltransferase activity
Source: RefSeq, a predicted model, not a curated record
GAUAUUAUUUAUAAUACGUUUUUUGCUAAAGAGAGUUUGCUUGGGCCAUUGCGCGGUAGAUGAUUGUAUGGUUGGUGUGUGGAAAAGUGGUUUGGAUUUCAGUGCCUUUUCAGACAAUAAAUAAUUUUGGUAGCUAAUUAUAUAAUGCUAAUAGUGAGAUGGGUCAAUGUUAUGUAUAUUAAUUGUUAUUAGAUUAUUGUUAUUGGCGUGUGUAUGUAUACACACACACACACACACACCAAUUAUGAAGACAGUAUAUAAAGUAACUCCAGAAAUGUUACAUUAAAAAAAAAUAUAAAUUUUGUUACAUCUAUUUUUUGAUAAAAUUUGUUUUAUUUAAAUGACACAAUCAAUUUAUUUCCAAAUUAAGAUUCAGAAAGUCCGGCUGCUCCGAUCAUAAAGAAGAAAAAAAAGCUUUAAAAAGAAGAAAAUGCUGAUUUUACACUCAACAAACGACAUUUUCCUUAUCUCUCAACAAGUUGCAAAAUGAACGGGGUGAUUUCCUACUUGCGAACUAACAUUACGCACGCGUUCUGCAACAGCGAGAGUUACGACGGAGGAAAAAGGAGGAAACGGAUACGAGCCUAUUAAACGUACAACCAGUCGGAGCGGUCGCAUUGCGGGGCACCGACACGCACGGCUUCAUUUUUAACCCUUUCCCUCUUGAUUUUUUUCCCUUUUUUUGUUUCCCCUCACGUUUCUAGCGAGAAAGUGUAUGUCGGGCUGGCUGGCACUUUACGGUUGUAAAUACCGCGACAUAUGUAAUCGGUUUUUAGCGCGAUAUCUCCCGCGUGCGUGUGCGCCGUGCUCGUAGUUGGUUCUCGCGCGAUAAACCCCCGAUUCACCUGUUGCAGAUGUGCGCGAGACCUGAAUGAAACCGCCAGCGGUUGCACGUACACGCGCGUGUCACUGACAAGUGCAUCGUUUCCGCCAUAACCUAACUACCGUCGACGUCGACGAUAGCCGCAGGAUAAUUAGCAUACUAAUUAUCCGACAGUCGCUGCAACGGCGCGAUGAUAUAUUCCUGAAAGAUGAUGUUUGCUCGCCGCAAAGCAGUGCUGAAGUUGUCAUUUUUCAUGCUCUACGUAAUCGGCGUCCUGGUCAUCGCCAGACGAGUGUUCCGCGCCAGCGACAGUCCCAGCGCUUCCAACGGUCACCUGCCGUUUCCACGACGAAUCGACAAUAGCUCCCAGAGGCAGAGCGAUGUGGACGUCGCGUUGCAGAGACUGCGGAAGGAACGGUACGAGGAGCAGAUAUUGAAAUUGGAGUACGGCGUUGUGCCUGGCCUGGGGGAGGAUGGGCAGCCCGCUUAUCUCUACGGCAAGGACAAGAUUCAGGGUGAAGCGGCGCUCGCGAAGAAAGCGCUCAACAUCGUCCUCUCGAACAAGAUAUCGUUGACCAGAAAAUUACCAGAUGUACGCAACCCACUAUGCGCGAAUCUUACGUAUGACGCAUCACUGCCCAGCGCCAGCGUAAUUAUCAUUUUUUAUAAUGAACCGUGGAGCGUUCUACUGCGCACAGUGUACAGUGUCCUGGGUGGUUCCCCGUCGCACAUAUUAAAGGAGAUUAUUCUGGUCGAUGAUCACAGCGAAGAAGAAGAGCUUCAGGAGCAACUGAAUUAUUACAUCUCGACGCGUUUACCCGCGAAGGUCAGGCUGCUGAGAUUACCGCGUAGACAGGGACUGAUACGUGCUCGCCUUCAUGGAGCUAGAAAUGCUGCGGGCGACGUUCUCGUCUUCCUCGACGCACAUUGCGAAGUCAUCAAAGACUGGUUGCAGCCUCUGCUGCAGCGGAUAAAGGAUAACAAGAACGCCGUGUUGAUGCCAAUAAUUGACAACAUAUCGGAGGAAACGUUGGAGUAUUUUCACGACAACGACGCGUCGUUCUUCCAAGUCGGUGGAUUCACGUGGUCGGGUCACUUCACGUGGAUCAAAAUUCAGAAGCACGAGAUCGAGUCGCGCUCCUCCCCCAUAUCGCCAACCAGGUCGCCCACUAUGGCAGGCGGUCUGUUCGCCAUCGACAGAGAGUACUUCUGGCAACUUGGCAGCUACGAUGAUAAGAUGGACGGUUGGGGCGGCGAGAACCUGGAGAUGUCUUUUCGAAUUUGGCAGUGCGGCGGGUCAUUAGAAAUCAUCCCUUGCUCACGAGUCGGCCACAUAUUCCGAAACUUUCAUCCGUACAAAUUCCCGAACGACAAGGACACUCACGGGAUAAACACCGCCCGUUUGGCGUUCGUAUGGAUGGACGAGUACAAGAGAUUAUUUCUGCUGCAUCGUAGUGAGUUCAAGGACAAUCCGAAACUCAUCGGGGAUGUAAGCGAACGUUUGGAGUUACGUAGAAAGCUCAAGUGCAAGAGCUUCAAGUGGUACCUCGACAACGUUUAUCCCGAGAAAUUCAUCCCCGACGAGAACGCGCUAGCGUAUGGGCGCGUCAAGUUGCGCAACAAGCAGCUCUGCUUGGACAAUCUGCAGCACGAGGAGGAUAAACCGUAUAAUUUAGGCUUGUACAGUUGUCACACUAAACUGUAUCCGAGUCAGUUCUUCUCUUUGAGCAAAUCCGGCGAACUGAGGAGGGAAGAGACCUGUGGGAGGAUACUGGACGUCGACAGCUCGAAGUCGUACGUGCAAGUUCAAAUGUCCGAAUGUGAUGACGGAAAUGGCGAAAAAGACUGGAUAUUAACAAAGGACGGCAGAAUAAUACACGUGGAGACCGGCUUCUGCCUCGACGGUACCGAGUUGCACAGCAACGAGAACGUACGGGCAGCUCGCUGUGCCAAUGUGCCUGAUCAACUUUGGAAAUUCGACUUUUAUACUCGUAGUGCUCAGGUGUAGCACAUUCUGCAAUACUCUUCGCUUACGCGGUAUUUCUGGUGCCUUCAAUUUGUGAAAUAAAGAAUUUUUUACACACUGUU